Messenger RNA from Schizosaccharomyces cryophilus OY26, 3396 nucleotides. RefSeq names its product GYF domain-containing protein. The coding region runs from base 84 to 3209 and encodes 1041 amino acids. The transcript is spliced from 2 exons. The record is from RefSeq and is a predicted model, not a curated record. Gene Ontology annotation, molecular function: protein binding. Lineage: Eukaryota; Fungi; Ascomycota; Schizosaccharomycetes; Schizosaccharomycetales; Schizosaccharomycetaceae.
CCUUUACAACAAAUAUCUUAGUUGGUUGUGUUACCCGAGAUUUCUUCUACGUGAAAGAAUCUUUCAAAGGAUAGGAUAAAAAAAUGAAUUCAGAAGCUAGCGUAUUUAGUAAUAUGGACUGGAGCCAAUUGGCAAAUUCGUUGAAUAAAAAAGAAAGCCAACCUACUUUAUCUUCUAACAACAAUAUGUAUCCUCAGUUAUCAUCUUAUAUGAAUCCAACCGGAGCUAAUGGAGUCGGAUCUCCUGCAAAUUUGCAUGUAGAUCCAACAGUCGCUGCUGCUUCAGAGGCUCAUAGAAAACUAUCUUUAAAAUCAGGUAAUUUAUGGGAUUCGUAUGGUGUAUCUUCAUCUACCCCUACUAUGCCUUCGUUUUCUUCGAACAUUAGCAACCCAACCAGUUCUGGUCACAACGUCUCUUCCGUGAAUAACAAUAAUGUGAGUGAAAAAGGUCCUGUUCUAGCUUCUACUGCUUCUUCUAUGCCCACAGCAGCUUCCAAUACAUCCGCUACCGACCCUAUGGCUUCAUAUCCAAAUUCUACGUCGAUUGGAGGAAAUCCUUUGGGCUCGAUGGAUUCGAAUUCGGGUUUCUUCCCUCCUAAAAGCUAUGCAUCUCCUUUUCCUAAUGCAUUGGCGACGGAAGGCAUGUCACCUAAGUUUUUGAAGGAUCGAUUUCCGUCUUCAAAUUCCGUAGCUGGAACGGGUUCUCCCAGGGUUGGAAGCCCUUUCACUUCUUUUACGAGAGCUUCUUUAAAUGCCAGCCCUUCCACUACCUCAUUACCUCAGUCUCGCUCAGUUGGAUCUAGUAUUAAUAACCCUUCUGCUUAUGGCUGGCUUCCUCAGCAACCCAAUUCGAUACCGGCAGCUUAUGCUGCAAAUACCUCGCAAGUGGAUGCAGAUCCUGCGUUAGCCCAAUUUUCAUCUGCUGGUCAUGCUUAUGAUUCUCCGAGUAACGCGACUACCCUCGGUACCUCGAAUUUAAACGGUACCUCCGGGUAUCAACAAUUUGCUGGUAACUCUCAGCCUGAAGCUUUACCUGAAACCAUAAAUUCGCCUAUGCGACGCGGUUCUGCUCGGCUCUCAAACUCGCCUGUUUAUCCCAUUGGUGCAAGUAUGUCUGCCCGAGACGUUGACUCACCUUUGAACAUCUUAGUAGAUAAGGCUAAAGCGAAGAUUUCUAUGAAUGACAAUGGAGCUUCCACCAAUUCUGUUCGUGCCCAGUCUAUCCCUAAUCAGACUGCAUCCAAUUUUUUCCCUCCAGAAAAUUUUCCUCAGCAUUUAGCUUCUUUGAUCCCACCUGCCGUUUUACGCUGGCUUUAUAAGGAUCCUCAAAAUAAUAUUCAAGGUCCCUUUAGUGGCGUAGACAUGCAUCAAUGGUAUCGCGCUGGUUAUUUCCCGUUGAGUCUUCCGGUUAAACGUCUCGAAGAGGAGGAGUAUUAUUCUUUGGCCUUUUUCAUUCGUCAAGUUGGAAAUCAGUUAGAACCCUUUUUAGUACCGUUGUCUCCUGUCUCAGUGCAAAAUAAUCAAAACCCGUCUUGGAAUGCUCAAGGUACGGAUUUACCUUCGAGCACUUAUAUCCCUAAUGGUGAAAAUGAAACAUCAGAAAAAGGUGAUAUGAGGGACCGGAAAGAGUCAUUGCAACUACAACAUGAGGGUAUCCCCGCAAAAGCAUCUACUCAACCUCAAUCUCAAUCAUUGGUAGAAACUAUGGUGAAUCAGCGUGAUGAUGGUAAUUCUAAGGAAGAACAACAGGUUGCUACUUCUUCCUCAAAUAUUAUGAAAGAAGGGGAAGUGAAGGAUACCAACAAUGAACAAUUGGCUGGUCAAGUGAAGGAAAAAGAAUAUAACUUAUUAGAUCAAACCGCUGUUGACUCUGAUUUGACGAGAGAUUUGAAGUCAUUGGAGCUUAAGGAAAAGCAUUCCAAAGACGAAGCUAAAAAUAGAGCUGAACUUGCCCAAAAGGUUGGUGAACCUCAGUUCGUCCAUAACAAAGCUGAACCUCCUGCAUCUGAGUUGGGAACUACUACUCCACGUCCUUCUCCUUGGAAGCCUUUGCCCAGUAAGCCUAUGCCAUCGCUCGAUGAAACCAUCCACAAGGAGAUGGAAAAUGCCUUAAACAGCGAAUCACCAGGCAAGAAUGAGAAGGUAAACCAAAAGCCAGUGAACAUUCAACCCUCCGUCCCCGCGGAAGCAGGGUCUCCUUGGGCUAAGGUGAAUGAUGUGGCUACUUCUAUUUCGCAAGAAAUUCAGCGUAUGGAAAAGCAAAACGAGACUUUGAAAACUAAGACUGCUGCUCAAGCGCAAACUCAAACUCAAGCCCAAGCUCAGGCUGAAAAUGUUGCUGCUACUGUAAAACCGGCUCCUCAAACACUAGCAUCUACUUCGGUUUGGGGCUCCGGUUCUGUUAACCCUCCUAAUGCUUGGUCUAAACACGCCGCCUUGAAGUCUCCAAUGUUGAAGAAAAAUAUUCAACAAGCCGAAGCUAAUGCUAAGCAGCAACCUUCAGUAAACACAACAACGACAGCAGCCGCCGUUGCAAAUGUUACGAACGCUCGAAAUGUUACACCUGCUGCUAAAGUAAAACCUACAGCCUCAGUUCCUGCUCCUUCAGUACCGAACGAGGAGAACAAAAAAAUAAGUGCAUUCUUAGAAACUGCUAUUGAAUCUGAGGAUAGCUGGUCAGUUGUAGGACCGGGAGGUAAAGUGGUUAAUCAACAACCCCCUGCUACGACCGCAGGUAACCGCUCCCCAUCUUCCAAACCCUCUGUUGUAACUGCUGCCCCAACUUCUCAGAACAACACAUCUAAGCUACAACAGGUUAUUUCUUCAUCUGGUCUCUCUCCUGAAUUUCUUUCUUGGUGUAAAAUCUCUUUGAAAGGAUUAAACGAAGGUGUAAAUUACGAAGAAUUUUUGAGUAUGUUGUUAUCUUUCCCUGUUGAGUCCAACACGGAGGUUGCCGAGAUUAUUUCUGAUUCCAUAUAUGCCAAUAGUACCACCAUGGAUGGUCGUAGAUUUGCUGGCGAAUUUAUGCGACGUCGUAUGGCAGAUUUGUCUGGUAAAGAUGAAGGUUUAACCGGUAUGAUUACUAAAGGUCAAGAAAAUGGUAGCUUUGGGGCUUGGAGUCAAGUUGCUCGUACUAAGCCUAAGCAGGGAACUGAAUGGAAUUCUGCUUUUAAAGUUGUUACCGGUAAGAAAAACAAGAAGCGUUCUUAAAGGUAAUACAGAAAAGUUGGGUCGGCUAUUGUAUUAUACGUAUAGAAAAUUUUCUACUAAAUACUUAAUAAACGAAUUAAUUUCGAGUAUUAAUAAAAAAUAUUAUCAACCGAUGAAUUAAUUUAUGAUAACUCAAAUGAAUGCCUAGUUAUAAAUAUUCUAAUUAAAGUCAUUUCAAAAAUUUGCC